UGUGUGAGGAUACCAUAUCACCGACGCUCCACAACUGAUUCAAGGAUUUUUAAAAUUCAUUUAACUGGAUCAAACGAAAUGGAAGAAUUUCCAACCUUAUAUAAGAUUUACAGAGGAGAAGUUGCGUCAAUUCAACCUUAUGGUGCCUUUGUGAAAUUAGAUGGAUUCAAGAAAAAUGGUCUAGUUCACAAGAGUCAGAUUUCACGGACCAAGCGUGUGGAGGAUGUAGCUGAGGUUCUCUCUGUCGGAGAUGCCGUCUGGUCAAAGGUUAUAUCACUUGGGGAAGAUGAGGAGAAAAAGAUCUCACUGUCUAUGAAAGUUGUGAACCAGGAUAAUGGCCAGGAUUUGGAUCCAAACAUGGUCCAAACCAAGCAAGAAGAGCAAAGGAGAAAGAAGGGAGGCUAUGUACCAAAACCAAAGAUAGAGCUGGGAGCUGUCCUCAAUACUACUUGCAAGAAAUGUGGAACUGUAGGCCAUCUUACCCAAGAUUGUUUCUACACUCCUGGUGAGAAGACUUAUGACCUUAUACCAGAUAUCGACAUGGGUAUGCUAAAACACCAUCAAGAUAUGCCCAACUCCAAGGAAAAGGGCCACAAGCACAAGAAAAAGAAAAAGAAAAACAGGAGGGGUUCCUCUCCAAGCGAUACCAAGUACAAAGCUCCAAGGCAUCGUGAAGAAAAGGGGAAGAGAGCGAAAAAGAGGACACGCAAGGAGCUCUCAUCCUCGGACCAUUCUAGUAAUGAAGAGGAGAGCAAUGAAGAAGAGCGUAGGAAUCACAAGAGGAAGAAAGAUAGAAAGAAAGGGGAGAAUACGAGGAAGACAUCAACGGACAGUACCAGCUCUGAUGAGAGUAGUGAGGAAGAACGUAGGAAUCGGAAGAGAAAGAAAGAUAGAAAGAAAAUGAAGAAAAAACAGAGAGACACAUCAAGUGAAAGCACUGAUGGAGAAAGCGGUAAAGAAGAACGGAAUCGGAAAAGGAAGAGAGCUGACAAGAAAAAGAAAAGAGAAACAUAUAAGUCAUCUGACAGUAGUAGCUCUGACAAUGAGAGCAGUGAAGAUCAACGUAGGAAUCAGAAAAGGACGAAAAAAAGAAAGAAAAGCAAAAGGGGUAGAGAUUCAUCGGAGGGUGACAGUGGUGAAAGUGAGCACUACAUGUAUGAGAAAGGCAAGAAACGAUCAAGGAGUAAGGAUGGUAAGAAAGGAUAUAGUGCUAGUAGAAUGAAGGAAUCAUCAACAGAGAGAAGGGAUAGAGAGAAGAGACAAAACCAUGGAAGCAGUGAUAAAGAUAAGAUGCGCCAUCAUCACACGGAGGAAAGGACACAUGCACAUAAAAUUCAUGCAAGCGAGAGAAGGAACGACCGACACGAAAGGCCUUUUGAAAGCCAGAAGGAAAGAACACGUUUGAAUAGUGUUGAUUAUUAUUCUAGGGGAGGAGAGACAGGUGACGAUCGGCGGAAAGAUGGAAGGGAUAAUGAGUCGAGUAGAAACCAGCAUAGACAGAAGAGAAGAAGCAGAGAACGUAGUGAUAAAAGAACGAAUGACAAUUCCGCGUGAGGGAAAAGGAAGGGAACGUGUGAGAAAGACAGGGAAGAUACAGACUACAAACAAUGCAGGAAUGAAAGAGCCAGGCAAGGAAAUGAUAGAAAGAAUGUAAAAAUGGAAGAUCCCAUGAAGGAGGGAUCAAGAGGAUAAGUAAGUGCGUUUGUAGGGAUGUCGGGGUAGAGUAGUUUAUAUGACUCUCUUCUUUCGACCUGAGGGACGUGGGUUCGAUUGCUAACCAUGGCACCUUGCAUUCAGCAAGAAGUUUACCCGCAUUGUGCUGCACUCAACCCAGGUGAGGUGAAUUGGUAUUAAAGGGUGGGAAGUGCUACACUGGGUUAAAUAAGGCAUUAUCAUCAUUAUUAUUACUCAAAUUGUACAAGUCUGCUAUAAAGGAAUAGAUAUAUAUGAUUUUUUUAGGCAUCGUCUUGGGGGUAUAUAACUAUACCAUAUAAAAACAUAUUGGCUGUCCCUUGGAGGGCUUCGCCCAACUUUUUUCCCAAUAAGUUUAUCAUGAGAACAGGUUGCAUUAGUGUUAGGGUGUAUCCAAAAAGAUGUCAAAACCGUAAAUAGUACCUCUCACGCUUUGUGUUGACUGUCCUUGGGGGUGUUUCACAAAGAUUUAAGUAUGACUCAAGAGUUGCACUUAAAUGAGUAAUUGCGUACAGUAUAAAGCGCUUGACCAUGCCAAGAGAAAGCGCACUACUGCCACUUUAAGUCAAACUUAAAUCUUUGCGAAACACCUCCAGCUUUCGUUUCUAUAAACUUGUUAUAAUUAGUAAACAAUAACAGUUUAAAGCUAAGGUUACGAUACUGCAACAAAUUUAGUUUAAAAUGUGAUUUCCCUUUUUUUAUUACAGGAAAUAAUUGUACAUUAAGAAAUAUAAAUAAAUGAUAACGAUCUUACUUAUCCUGCAGUGUUGAUUAUAGUUCACAGUUACAAUAGUCCAGUAUAUAAACCAGACAAGAUCCAAGUUGGUUGGCAAAGAUUCCGUAAAUUAAAGUUCACAAUGAUGACGAUGAUGAAACUGAUGUUGAAGCACAAUGAAUAAUUAGAGUCAUUGUAUCGAGUUGAAAUGUCCGUGAAGAUGAUAUUGUUGAUGAUUAACAGUCAAUUUCAGCAAUCCAUGGGUUGCAAAGCAUUCAUUAAACAGGUUGAUGAUUUCGAGAACUGAGAAUUCCUCAGAGUAACUGCAAACCGUUCAUUGAUGGCAGGUAAAUAAUUCCAAACAAGAUAAAUAUUCCAUGUGGAAAUAAAGUCUGCUCUGACAUAAAGUCUGGCGUGAAACUCUUAGCUCUGAUCUGAUAUAAUAUGAUGAUGUCCUUGCUUACAUACAAAUUAUUCACUAUUAUGGAAGGUUCUAGUAUUCACUAUUCUAGAGGCUUGUAGUAUUGUCUACAAAAAGAAUAUUCUCCUUCUUUCAGGAGCAGUCAAAGUCUAAAACAUUCUUGAAUGACCUCAGUGAAAUGAAUAUGUUAACAACAUAGCUAAUCCUAUUGUUCUUUUCCACUGCCUGAGGAAUCUAUUGUGUAGCAGUCUAUUGUUUGGCAGUCUGUCCAAAAAUAAUAAAAAUCGUUGGCCUUUAAAUAGGCCAGAGGCUUGCAUAACAAAAGGUUUUACAAAGACUUCCUGGAAUGUUCUUUAUCAUUCUAAGCUAUAUAUAUCCUUAAAGAGAAGAUAACUAAAUAAAUGAAAGUAACUGCUCUUACAAUUCUACUUUAUAACAGUAAAAUUAACAUUAAUAGAAUUCAAUUCAAUAAUAUAUCUGUAAAGUGAUUAGAGACUUUGUUCCGAUGUAUUAAGCGCUGUAUAAAACCAGAUUAUUAUUAUUAUAAUCUGAUUGGCUGAUAGCACGCUGGUUUAAAGAAAUUGAGCAUUUAUUAUAACAAGUCCUUAUAAAACAGUACCCAGGCCAGGCCUAACUCGUAGUGGUUGUCUCAAUUGACACCUUGUUGUGACAUGUCAAUUUUAUACAUUAUUUUGUUAUUAAUGUAAAACUGAAAUUAAUAAAAUCUGAAAGCUACUUCC
This is a messenger RNA of Lytechinus variegatus (green sea urchin), 3568 nucleotides long. Its product is annotated as pre-mRNA-splicing factor CWC22 homolog. Bases 79 to 1554 code for a protein of 491 amino acids. Gene Ontology annotation, biological process: RNA stabilization. The transcript is spliced from 7 exons. NCBI's taxonomy places the organism in Eukaryota, Metazoa, Echinodermata, Echinoidea, Temnopleuroida, Toxopneustidae. The record is from RefSeq and is a predicted model, not a curated record. Gene Ontology annotation, molecular function: RNA binding; zinc ion binding.